UUUCCCUUUAUUCAUCAAGUUUCCUCUAACUGUUAAGUCACUCUGAUCUCUGAGUUCCAGGCUCUUACAGUUGGACACACCUUGCCAGUGCCUCAGAAAGAUUCCAUGAUUGUCUUAAUGGAAAAUAUUGGGAAUGAGACUGAUUGGUGGGAGUGGAUGGACGAGUUUGCAAAUUUCACUGGCACACCACCCACAGAAGAAUAUAGUCCCUGUAGGAUAGAGAUUGAAACACUCAACAAAUAUGCCGUACUGGUCAUCUAUGCCCUGGUCUUCAUGCUGAGCCUGCUGGGAAACUCCCUGGUGAUACUGGUUGUCUUAUACAGUCAGGUCAGCCGAUCUGUCACUGAUGUCUAUCUGCUGAACCUGGCCAUAGCUGACUUGCUCUUCGCCCUGACCUUACCUAUCUGGGCUGCCUCCAAGGCAAAGGGCUGGAUCUUUGGCACAGCCCUUUGCAAGGUGGUCUCUUUUCUGAAGGAAGUCAAUUUCUACAGUGGUAUUUUACUACUGGCCUGCAUCAGUGUGGACCGCUACCUGGCCAUUGUCCAUGCCACACGCACGCUGACUCGGAAGCGGCACUGGGUCAAGUUCAUAUGCUUAGGCAUCUGGGCCCUGUCCUUGCUCUUGGGCCUGCCCAUCUUCAUAUUCCGUGAGGCCAUCGAGCCCCCCUAUUCCAGCCCAGUCUGCUAUGAGGACAUGGGUGCCAAUACUACAAAAUGGAGGAUGGUGAUGCGGGUCCUGCCCCAGACCUUUGGCUUCUUCCUGCCUUUCAUGGUCAUGCUAUUUUGCUAUGGACUCACCCUGCGCACGCUGUUUGAGGCCCACAUGGGGCAGAAACACCGGGCCAUGAGGGUCAUCUUUGCUGUCGUGCUCAUCUUCCUGCUCUGCUGGCUGCCCUACAACCUGGUCCUGAUCGCAGACACCCUCAUGAGGCUCCGGGCGAUCAAAGAGACCUGUGAGCGCCGCAAUGACAUUGGCCGGGCCCUGGAUGCCACCGAGAUUCUGGGCUUCUUCCACAGCUGCCUCAAUCCCAUCAUCUACGCCUUCAUUGGCCAGAAGUUUCGCCAUGGCCUCAUCAAGAUCAUGGCCAUCCAUGGCCUCAUCAGCAAGGAGCACUUGUCCAAGGACAGCAGGCCUUCCUUUGUUGGCUCUUCUUCAGGGAACACUUCUACUACCUUCUAGGCCCCUGCCCCUGUUGCAGCCCCUCGGGGCUCCUCCCUUGCCAUCAGCACCCCAUUCUAAGCCUCACGCCCACUGGCUGUCCACAGUCUCUAUGUCAAGGCAGCCCCCGUUGUGGUUACAGGAAGUUACUGGGGUCACGUCCUUAUCAGGCCCUCCUGAUAUGUAUGGUUGAGAAAGCCUGCCCUGCUGCCCCUCCCCUUACUGUAGUUGCUAUGUCAGCUGCUAGAGCUCAGUCCAUCCUACCACUGAGCCCAUAGCACCCUGUCCCCUGAGACACUUAAAGACAUUUAACAGACAUUCUUUUAAGUGACUACAGAAAGUUCCCACCAUUGGGAGCCAUUAGUGGCAAACAGCAUUGGUUGCUGCCCCAACUCCCUCUUUCUCGCCUGUCAGCAAAGUCCACUUCCCUUGAGAGAGGCCAGAAAGGACAGGUACUCCUUUCUAAGACUCCUUUUUGCUAGGAGUGGCCUUAUCAUUCACUUCUGACUAAUAAGAUUUAAGGGCAUUAGUGUGCUGGUGAACCACUCUCCUGGGGAAAAAAAAGUCCUGAUUUGUAGCAUUUGCCAAGUUUCCUGGUGUAAAUGCUCCCACCGUGGCGAUGUCAGGGGUGGUGGUGUUUAGUAACCAGCUCACAAAAAUCUAGGAAAUGUAAUGAUCUGCUUUCACAAGCAGGUACAAACUGGCUUCAGUGCACCAUUGCUUAAGAGGAAGUCUGCUGGGACUGGAGGGCUCCUGGGAAGUACUCCUGAUUGAACAAAGAGAGGGGCACCUGGGCCACCUGAGUUAA
Molecule: messenger RNA, 1966 nt
Organism: Leopardus geoffroyi (Geoffroy's cat)
Lineage: Eukaryota; Metazoa; Chordata; Mammalia; Carnivora; Felidae
Product: C-X-C chemokine receptor type 2-like
Exons: 2
Coding region: 106-1179 (357 amino acids)
Biological process (GO): immune response; G protein-coupled receptor signaling pathway; neutrophil chemotaxis
Cellular component (GO): membrane
Molecular function (GO): C-X-C chemokine receptor activity
Source: RefSeq, a predicted model, not a curated record